Molecule: messenger RNA, 1859 nt
Organism: Brachypodium distachyon (stiff brome)
Lineage: Eukaryota; Viridiplantae; Streptophyta; Magnoliopsida; Poales; Poaceae
Exons: 10
Coding region: 16-1704 (562 amino acids)
Molecular function (GO): protein binding
Source: RefSeq, a predicted model, not a curated record
CGUGGAUGGAUAAGCAUGCCUUGGUCAGACAUUGGGGACCUUGCAGAUAUCUCUAUUCGCAGCCAAGCCCUUGUGGUUAAAGUUAGAACUGAAAUGAAGAGAAAUGUACUCCCUCCAUCCCACAAGGCACGGCUAGUUCAAAUCGCUAGUUCAAAUCUGUGCCAAUUUUUAUGGGACAGAAGGAGUAUUGGUCGUCAUGAGAUAUCGUGUUUUACGAAGGGUUCAAGUGCACUCGGAGAGUGGCCUACUGGUUAUUUAAGUGCCAACAACAAGGCGGCUUUGUUUCCUCUUGCAGAGUUCUGUAGUGAGUUUAGCGGUCUUGCAGAAACCUCAGAUCAGAAACAUCGGUUGCCAGCGAUCCAAGCCCAUUCCUCCAUCGGGACGUCAAAAUCGACCAAGGCCAUGUCGUCGCAGCACGACCGCGCGCUCGCCGGAGUGUACCCUGAAGAGGCCGACCUCGCGGGGGACUCCGACUACGAGGACGACGAGUACUCCCAAUCUAUUAGCAAGGAGUCAGAGGAUACAUCGGCGAUGGACGCGAAGAAAGGGAAGGACAUACAGGGAAUUCCCUGGGAAAGUUUGAGCUUCACAAGGGACGUGUACAGGCAGACAAGACUUGAGCAGUAUGUGAACUUUGAGAACAUACCUGAUUCCGGAAGAACAUGGGAGAAGGUAUGUACACCUGUGAAGAAAGGUCAACUCUACUACGAGUUUCAGCAUAACACAAGAUCGGUGAAGCCGAGCAUUCUUCAUUUCCAGUUGAGAAAUUUAGUAUGGGCAACGACAAGGCAUGAUGUAUACCUUAUGUCAUACUUCUCUGUGCUUCAUUGGUCGACGCUGACUUCCGAGAAGCAUGAACUCAUUGAUCUUCAAGGACGUGUUGCACCAAGUGAGAAGCACCAUGGGAAUUUCUAUGAGGGAUUUGGCCAGACUCAAGUUAGUACAAUGGCGGUGAAGGAUAAUCUGCUCGUCGCUGGUGGGUUUAAGGGAGAAAUAAUUUGCAAGUUUUUGGACCGUGAAGGAAUAAGCUAUUGUUGCAAGUCAACAAAUGAUGAGAAUGGCAUCACUAAUGCUCUGGAGAUAUUUAAGAAACCUAGUGGUUCUCUGCAUUUCCUUGCUUCAAACAAUGAUUGUGGACUUAGAGAUUUCGAUGUGGAAAAAUUUCAAAUGUGCAACCAUUUUCGUUUUGAUUGGGCUGUGAAUCACACAUCAUUGAGCCCUGACGGUAAACUCAUUACUGUUGUGGGGGACAAUCCUGAUGGUCUUCUUAUUGAUCCUAAUUCGGGAAAAACUGUUCAUGAACUCCGUGGCCAUUUGGACUAUUCAUUUGCGUCAGCAUGGAACCCAGAUGGCCGGACAUUCGCCACCGGUAACCAGGACAAGACAUGCCGGAUCUGGGACGCCCGUAACCUCUCCAAGUCUGUUGCUGUUCUGGGUGGCAACAUGGGAGCCAUAAGGACACUCCGCUACACGUCUGACGGGAAGUUCCUGGCAAUGGCCGAGCCUGCAGAUUUUAUCCAUGUCUUCGACGUCCAGAGCGGGUACAGCAGGAAGCAGGAGCUGGACUUCUUCGGCGAGAUCGCCGGCAUGUCCUUCAGUCCCGACACCGAGGUUCUCUUUGUCGGUCUGCACGAUCGCAACUAUAGCAGCCUCCUCCAGUACAGUCGGCGACGGUUCUACUCGUACCUUGACUCAGCUCUGUGAAUUAGCUAGUGGUGGUGAUCUGUGAGAACAAGAUCGCUAGUUGUAGAAAGGAUGUACAUAUCUGUAGGUCUUACACUGAACUCUGAAGAAACCAAAGCACAUAGUUGUGCCGAACAAACUGAUAACCUGUCUUUUGCAAUGUUGUUGCGCAUACA